AUGCCCCGCAAGAUCAUCAUUGAUACCGACCCUGGCGUGGACGACGUCCUCGCCAUUCUCCUGGCGUUGGCCUCGCCCGAGGUCGAGGUUGCGCUGAUCACGCUCGUGUUUGGUAACACACACGCUAUUAACACUCGUGACAACUUGCUCAAGAUGUACUAUCAGCUCGCGCGGGAGCGUGAAGCUCACCCUGGCGCCAAGGAGCGCUACCCACUGGCCAACCGCACCGUGGUCGCAGUAGGGGAAGACGCACCUAUAGGUGGCGAGAAACAUGUGGCAACUUACUUUCAUGGUCGUGAUGGGCUCAGCAACAUCUCUGAAACCAACCCCGAGUUCACGCCGCCCGCGGGCACUGAAUACCCGCUCGAGAUCAGCCAGAAGAGCGCUCGGGAUGAGAUUCUCCAGUUGCUUGCGUCUGAGCCGGAGGGAAGCGUCACGAUUGUCGCUCUUGGUCCUUUAACGAAUGUCGCCCAUGCCUACCGCGCGGACAAGGCAACUUUCGCGCGCAUCGGUGAAGUCGUGUGGAUGGGUGGCGCCCUCGAUGUGCCAGGAAACACCUCACCAGUAGCAGAGUUCAACUCCUUCGCCGACCCAUAUGCGUUCGACAUGCUGCGCCUCGCAGCAAAGGCAGGCGAGUUCAGCUUUGUCUUUGCGCCACUCGACAUCACAGCGCGGCACACUGUGCCCUUCCCUGACCUGCUGCAUGAAGGCGGUACGCCGCUGGAGGCGUUCACCACAGCGUUUCUUCUUCGCGUUCGUGGGCUGCAGAAGCGCUUCGGUCUGCCGGACGCAAUGGAAAUGCACGACCCGGUGGCCGUAUGGUACGCGGUUGAGAACGCGCCCGGCACCACGAGUGCGGAGUGGGAGGUGACAGGACGCGAGUUCGGCGUCGAGCGAAGUGGCGAGAUCACGCGCGGGAUGUGUGUGGUCGACCGCCGCGGAACUGGAGAGACGGAGGGGAAGAAGCGCACCGAGGAUGAAGGGCUGCUCAACGACAUUCCUAUGCCCGCCACCAAAGCACAGGCAUCCGAAACACACUUCCCCAAGCCCGAGGCGAACGUAUCACCCAACGGCGAGGCGGAAGCUGAGGACGAGCCGGAGAAGUCGAAGGCGUUGCCUAAGGCAAUUACCCGCACGCCAGGCAGCGCGGCCCUGCGUGUGAAGCUCUUGAGUCGCGUGUUCGGCGCGACCGUGUAGAGUAUAGAAUGCAAUUUAAUUACACACAGAUGCG
Molecule: messenger RNA, 1231 nt
Organism: Cutaneotrichosporon oleaginosum
Lineage: Eukaryota; Fungi; Basidiomycota; Tremellomycetes; Trichosporonales; Trichosporonaceae
Source: RefSeq, a predicted model, not a curated record